CAUCACCUUCCCCUCUUUUCAGGGCCAGAAAGGUAUAUUAUCUGGUUGGAAUUUCCUCAGGCCUCCCUUCUCUCUUCUCAACAUCCGGCCCAUCCAGUGAAUAACCAGAGAAUAAUCUGGGGAUUCCCCGUGGUGGUCAACCGCAUUACGGACUCUUAAAGUCUUAUUUUGUAUUUAAUCUGCUCUACUUAUCAAUAUCCCAGCAUGGGUGUCAUUCGUCUACCUCGUCCAACGGGCGUUUACGUCCCCAGCUCUCCAAUCCGCAGUCUUACUACGGAAAUGAUCUCUAGUCCCCUCUCCCCCGAUUUCACUUUUGAUUCAGAGACUCUUCCCCCCUCAGUUCUCCCAGCCCUCGGCUACAUCUCCUCCAAGCUCGAGCAGAAAAUGAUGCACGUCACGUUGCUAGUAGGCCGUGGCAAGCCAUACCCAACAGGCCAGCCAUCUGAUCUGAUGGUAAUCCCUAUCGACGAGCUUGACCAACAAACAUGGCGGACAGUCUACCGCGCCGUGGUUAAAGCCGCAAGCAAGUUCUCACUCGGCCAGAGCUGGACCGACGCCAUAAACCGCAGUCAAUACGAGCGCCAGGCCAACGAGUACCUGGUCCAACAAUCGAUCAUGCAGAACGAGGUCAUUUUCAGCCGAGAAGGCCUGACUUUGCUCAACGUGGACCGAAUCUACACAUUCAAGCGCAGACUGUGCAUCCUGUCCAACCAAGGCAGAAACCCCGAAGCGUCCUGCGUCACGUCCUGCGUGCAGCUUCUACAUCGUACCAUCGAUGAUUUCCAAGGUCGCCCGUUUAGUAAAGCAUUCUUCCACCGCGUUUACGAGCAGCUAGAUGUGCGGGAUGAACUCCUGGCCCACAUCGCCCAAACUUAUAAGAAACAAUUCGGCCAGGAGGGAAUCAUCUUGCCGCCACGGCCGCUAGCUGAGCACAGCAGCCGGAACUCCCCGAAGCGCACCGUUCGCGCGCGCAGGGAGCCCAAUCCGCCGAGAUAUAGAGCUGUCCCGACUAAGCGGGGACCUAAGACUCCACAGUCGGCUUCCGAUGUGACGCCUAUCACGAAAAACGAAUGGAACAUUCUCAUGAACUCCGAUCUCCGUAAGGCUAAGCCAACCGUCACCAAGUGGACGCCGUCGCCGACCGUUCUUGCCGCGGCUUGAUUCGAGGACUGAACGGCUGGAUGUCUUCCGGCAUCCCUUGCCUUACUGUAAACCUCCAUUUAUACCGUGAAGUUGACAGAGCUAUGAGCCUGCAACUUCAGGUGUUUUUGCUUUGAUAUGGCGACAACAUCCCGAUGGGAUAGUUGAAUCGUCCACCAGAUGCCACACGCCAAGAAUGACUUUGGCCGAUCCCAAGUGGACCCAGUCCGUCAUCGGCGAACCGUCCAACUCGGCCUUUGGCUGCCUACCUCAUACAGCCGCCUAUCAAGUAUACAGAAUAGGCUCUCUCAAAGAGGGGUAUACCCGACAUGGAGGCGUGAAGUGAUCAUGAGAUUGGUAUGUGGAACUCGGAUUGUGGCCAUGUCCACUCCGCUUACACUAUUCCUCUCAACGUGAAGAGGGUCGUGUCCAAGAAGACACAAUGUCAGAGCCUAUAGGGAGCCUAAGGCGGCGACCACGUGACCUGACCACAACACCAAGGAAUCUCUGUAUAAUAGAUUUAGACCUUAAGAGAACCAAUUCUACACAUGUGAGCUACACCAGCUCUAUCACACAAUAGGUACAUAGUGUUAAAAAUAAAAUUGACACAUUAUGAA
Molecule: messenger RNA, 1757 nt
Organism: Aspergillus alliaceus
Lineage: Eukaryota; Fungi; Ascomycota; Eurotiomycetes; Eurotiales; Aspergillaceae
Exons: 1
Coding region: 205-1161 (318 amino acids)
Source: RefSeq, a predicted model, not a curated record